AUGUCAGCAAACAACUACGCGCGUUUGAUGGAGCGCAGUCGAGCUUCUGCUGCAGCUGAGUGUCAGAGGAUGGGACUAGCAGACGUAGCCCCGGCUGCGGCGGCACAAGACCAACAUCCUCGAAUCUGGGUUAUGGCAGAGAUGUGUGGCACUCAUAGGAUUGGUGAGGCAGUGACCCCACCGGCUGGACUGCCUGUGCUGGGUGACUACGGGCUCAUGAAUGUGACCGACUCAGACGGCAAUCAGAGACCAUUUUUGAUUAAGCAAAUUGACGCCGGCAGCCUGGGGUCUUUUUGCGAAGAAAGUAUUCAGCUUGCGAGGCUCAGUGAGGCAAUUGAAGGAGAUUGUCGUUAUGCAGGAGAAGAUGUGCGAACCAUGGCCGUGAAAUACACGGCAAACGGAGAGAGGUUCCGGUCCUUUCGAGAAUCUGUUGGUGAAAUGGCUCAAGUUGAGAUGGCGGAUUUUCCUUACGAGCCACGCACAUGCUUGGCUUACUUACAAGCUGUCCAGUCAGUGGCCGAAAGCAGUUAUGCGCAGCAUCUCGCUUGGCUCCAGCAAUCUCGAAUCCCGGAUCGUUCCAGGGCAAGCUUUGAAGAUGAAACCUUGUCCCGCAUCCUCGACACUGUGGGUGGCGUGUCCCUCGUCGACAAUUUGGAUGAAAAUGUCCGUGCUAUGGUAGAAGAUUUUGAGAGUCAUAUGCUGCAAGAUGCAUCUAGGUGGACUGAUUUGGAAUCUGAAGCUGGAAGUGUGCCGCCUUACAAUGAUAAGCUCCUUUCCCAUAGAGAUGGUUACCUGUCUUUCCUCAAACGCUUGUUCUCGGCAAAUGUGUUGGAUUUUUCAAGCAUGGUUAGAGGCAGGGUUGGUGCUCUUUGUGUUGCAAAGAAGCCCAAGAUCGUUGACGGAGUGUCGAAACCUCCUCAGCGUCUGGUCCUUGAUUGCAGACAGACAAAUUUGCUUUUCAGAGCCCCACCACUUACGAAUCUUGGCAGUUUGCCAGCAAGCGGCUGCGAUGAGAUCUGCAACAGGUUGAGUUCCAUGGGCUUCUCUCUUCACGAAGAGACCGAGGCAGCCACGGUGGUGCAGACUUUGGGGGGUAUCAUCAAUGGAGAUCUAGGGCACGCCAGCGCCGACACUGUCAGCAGCUUGGGCGAAUGGAACGAGAGAUGGCGUUUUCGGCGUCUUCCUCCAGAACAGUGGGGGCCGCGCCAGCGAGCCUUAGGACUGGAUGUGUUGUCGGACACUCGUUCAGUGGGUGGUUGUGGCCGGGGUGUGGAGCAGUCAGGUAUGUAUGUGGACAACCACGAUUUCACGGGAGUUGCCAGUCACUGUUGA
Durusdinium trenchii is the source of this 1332-nucleotide messenger RNA. Lineage: Eukaryota; Dinophyceae; Suessiales; Symbiodiniaceae. The record is from the annotation of a GenBank genome assembly.